This is a messenger RNA of Gongylonema pulchrum, 572 nucleotides long. The record is from the annotation of a GenBank genome assembly. Lineage: Eukaryota; Metazoa; Nematoda; Chromadorea; Rhabditida; Gongylonematidae.
AUGAGCACACCGGACGAUCCAGUGAUUCACAGUCCAGAAUCGAUGCGUAACGGUCCAGCAGUAUCCGGUUCCGGAGUGAUGGCAGCGGCAGCGACGGCGGCGGCGGCAACAGGUGGUGCAGCAGGUACGGUUGCAACGUCUACGGGUAUCUCUGGUGCACUGGGUGGUGGUGCCGGUACAUCGGUGGUACCAGCGAUGCAACAUAACGGUGGUUCGGGAGCAAUUACGGGUUCAUUGCCGGCAGAUGCAGCAGGCAAUCUUUUGCGCUUAUUGAAGGGAGGACUGGCCGGAGUACGCCUGAACAUGCUGGAUGAUUUAGCAAUGGGCACCGGUACUAUGCGUCAAGGCGCCUCAUCCAGUGGGUGCGAUUCUCCCAACGCUGACAAUGUCACUGCUGAUGAGGCUCGGCGCCGCCAGAAAACGUGUCGUGUAUGUGGUGACCAUGCAACGGGUUAUAAUUUUAACGUGAUCACAUGCGAGUCCUGCAAGGCGUUCUUUAGAAGAAAUGCUCUCAGACCGAAGGUUAGUUGCUGCUGCUGCUACUCUGACUUUGUGCUUGGAAGUUUUUAAAA